Messenger RNA from Didymella exigua CBS 183.55, 4950 nucleotides. Its product is annotated as hypercellular protein A. The record is from RefSeq and is a predicted model, not a curated record. The coding region runs from base 193 to 4713 and encodes 1506 amino acids. Gene Ontology annotation, cellular component: trans-Golgi network. The transcript is spliced from 3 exons. Lineage: Eukaryota; Fungi; Ascomycota; Dothideomycetes; Pleosporales; Didymellaceae.
GAUGAAGCGGGUUUCGCGCUAGAAGGAAGCGGACUAGCACCUGCGGGCGGCCGUGACCGCCAUAGCCAAAUUGACCGCGUACCUUACACCGAAUCGUAAUCGCGAUGCAUCAAAAGGCCAACGUAGUCCUCGAAAUACGAUAACAUAUACUCCUCUCGGCCGCCAGGUCACGUACCAGACACAGACGUGGCAAUGGCAGCCGAGCCCCUCUCUCCGAUGGACUUCAUCGCCCCUGCGCGCAUCAAAGCGCAGCUCCUCCCAGUUGGUCGCAUCAGGCGUUCGCGCUUUUUGUCGUUCGUCGACCUUCUACGACAGCAAUCUCUUGUUCGGCUUGGAGAUGUUAGCCCUGACGCUCGGCCAGACAGGAAUAUGUUCUCUCCUCUAGCAUUUCCCAAUGGAACACUUUUGUAUGACCUGUCAACAUCACUGCCUUCAGCUUCACAGUUGUCACUAUCGCCAUUUGAACAAUUUCGGGAGCCUCUUCUCGUGAUUGGCAUUGCAGAUGCUGCAGAAUACCCAUGGCUUGAUGGGUCACGUGCCGAAGAGAGCGACUCUGUCGAGCCAGCAGCCGAUGAUGGGGACGUGCAGGAACUGAGUUCAACAGCCGAAGAUCUGCGAGAUCAGUUUCCGAAAGCUUAUUAUCACUGUAUUAUGGCAUUCGAAUCGACGUCCCAAUCUCGACAUGCACGAUUGCCAGAAGAAACGCUACUAGUACCUCCCAUGGCACAGCUGAAGACGACGACCCUGAAGACCAUCAUGUGCGAUCUGACUUCAACACUGUUGGCAGAGAUGACAACACUCGCCAGAUCGAUGCAGGCUUUGCCGACAAUAGCUUCACCUGCCUCGCAUAGUGGAUCAGUCGACAAUGCUCCAAGCUGGGCUAGUCCAGAGUCGGGCACAGCGCAGUUCUCGAGGCGGGCCUCACAGACGCCCACAGCGAGUAGACCUGAGUCACCCGUCUCUGGAGCACAACAUAAAGACUUGCAUCGCAUGUCGAUGCCCGUGUUGCCCUCGUCUGGUGGCCCAGUGUCGACAGAAGAUUCUAGAGCCGGCUCACCCUCUACUCAGGGAAUGCGCACACCUCCAACUACCUUCGAUGAGAUAUCUGGUGUGAACAAUCCGACUUCCCCACCUCGGAACACUUCCACUGCAACGAAAACCCGGGAUGCCAGCGCUGACAGAGUGUCUAUCCAAGGGUUUGGGUCUGGUGGAGUGGGUGAACGCGCGCGGAACAAAGGACGUGGCCGAGUGAGCAUCGUGAUUGGUUCUCUGUACAUGUGCGCGGGACAUUGGCACGAAGCUUUGAGAGAACUUGUUGAUGGCGCCACCAGAGCUCGAGCUUACAGCGAUCAUCUUUGGCAAGCCAAAGCCCUGGAGAACAUCAUGGUGUGUCUCCUGUUGUUUGCAUGGUCAGGCAUGGAUUUUCAGAUACCUCAAAUCUGCUUUCCCAUCUACGACAAGUCGUCUUCCAAGUCACCUGACCACACACCAUCGAAUAGCGUGUCUGACAUGACUGCAUCAGGCAGGUCCUCCAGUCAUGAGGUAGCACUCGAAAGCCUCAAUCAUCUCCUUCCGGACCUGGUCAACAUGAUACUGAACAUGUACAGCCGCGCGGCCAACUUUGCAGGCGAAGCCAUGCCACCACUGGCACUUUCAGAGUGUGUCAUUAGAUUUUCGAAGCUUCUGGCUGCUAUGAACCUUUCUGCUGGGUAUCUAGAUUACGAUUCUCUGCAGCACCUGGUUCGAAACACGCCCUACGUGCAAAAACCAAGGCUGUCAGUCCCUCGAUUGAGCGUGCAUCCUACCCGAAAUGACAUCGCGACGAUGCUGUUCCGGGCUCUACCUGGCCCUGUUGAGACCUCUGGCAUGAACCCCACAGAUCGAGUUCUUGUACUAGCGGGCGUUGCGUCUGUUCUAUCCUCUUUAGGCUUGCAGCGCAAGAAGGCGAUCGUUAUGAAGGAGUUCAUAACAUCGUUGAUACCAGGCCUUGUGCAGGCUCGAAAGAUUGGAGCAGCAGAGAUGGGAGUGCACCCUGCUGCUGGCCUUGCUGCGCUCAACAUGGUCGGCGGACACCCUUCCGGCGCUGGAGCUCUCAAUCUGGGAGAAGCCGAAGUCGAGAACGGCAUUGAUGAGUUUCUUGGCUUGCUUGGCCGAAUAUAUGGAAUUCCCAACUCGAAGGGAUCUUUCUUCGACGUACCAGUCCCAGGGACUCUGGAUGCCACCCACGAUGCUACCAGCCAGCGGCUGAUAGAUCAUAUCUUGAAGAUAUCAGCACUGAAAUCAUUCGGCAGCCUGAGCCUGAAAUUGGAAGUCUUGCGGAUGUGUCUCAAUUUUUGCGAGGCUUUGCCGGACUUUAACGGGGUACUCCACUUUACCGCUCUGUUGCUCCGCGUAGCAGGGCCCGGAACAGCUCCAAGACCGAACAGUACCGACGUCUUUGUAUCACUUCCGCGAGAAGAGCAAGUCAGGCUGUUCUCAAACAUCUCCCGCGCGGUGACGGCAGCGAACAAGCUUGGCCUUGAACAUAUGGAGACUGAGUACUGGGACGACUUCCUACUCCGUGGACUUUUCAUUCUGGAAGAGCCAUUGCCUCUGCGACUGACCCAGCACCGCCCUGCAGAGCUCCAGCUAGCCAAGUUGGAAAAGGACGGUCCUUUCCUUCACAACCCUUGGCUUAAGAAGCCGCAGACUGGCGCAUCAGAGACUAUACUUGUCGCCAACGAGGACUAUCGCUAUGUUUUGGCAUUACAGAACCCGUACGACUUUGAGCUGGAAGUGCAGUCUCUGAGAAUUGCCGCGGAUGGCGUAAAGUUCGUCGGUAAGGAAGAGCACUUCCUACUUGGCCCUUACAGAACACAGAAGUUCCAGAUCACUGGCCGAGCGCUCUCAUCUGGAUCAAUGAAGAUCAUCGGGUGCUACAUCAAAGUCAUUGGUUGCCGGGAGCGCCUGUUCCCCAUCUUCCCGCAGCCAUGGAGACCAACGAGGGAAUUAAAAAUGAAACGGAUAGGCCUCAAAGCAUGUUUGGGCGCACCGGCCACUCGACCGUCAACAGCGAUCGAUCCUACAAUCGCACGAAAGGCAUCAUCCGCACCACAGCCGGAGACUCUGACCUUCAACGUCAUCCCCGAGCAACCGAUCGUUACAUUUUCUAAAGUAUCAUUGCCUCAGUCAGCACUCAUGGUUCUCGAAGGGGAACGCAAACAGUUCACAGUGACAGUCAAGAAUACAUCAAUGACAACAGCGGUGGACUUUGUCAACAUCAGUUUCCAGGACUCUGCGACGACAGCAAUGCAAGCCGCCCUCACCGAGAAGGGGCUGCCUGCAGCUGAGCUGCACGAACUGGAGACACAACUUGCCUACUUUCCAGCAUUGCGUUGGUGCAGGAAUAACGAAGAGGAAACCUUUAACAUUGCACCUGGAGCUGAGGCAGACUUCACUGUCGAAGUGGUCGGUCGCACACGUUUGACAGACGCAGUCAUCCAGAUCAAUUAUGCUCACCUCGGCAAGCGACGAUCUGAAGUGCAGGAUCGCUUCUUCACUCGACAAGUAUCAGUGCCCAUCUCAAUCACUGUCAACGCAAGCGUCCAGCUCCAACGACCAGACAUCUUACCGCUCUCCGACGACUUUGCGUGGUCCAGUCGUAACGCUUCGCCCAACAACACCUCAACAUUGCCAUCAGCCACCAUACUCAACAAGAAUAGCACCCACUACCAGACCUUCUUCCAACACAUGCGCACCCUCGGUCACGACUCCGAAUACUGUCUUCUCCUACUCGACCUGCGCAACUCCUGGCCCAACCCCCUCACCACCACCGUUCAAGUGCGCCCACCGCCGACCCUUACCCCUGAUAUCGACAGCUGGGAGCACGCCUACACUGUAACCGAAGUCAUCCAACCCGGGCACGUGCACCGCCUCGCCAUCGUGCUCCCGCGCCUCUACAUCGCCGAUCCGCACGCCGCGGUUCCAUUGCUCAACCCCGCAAACCAGCGGCAGUUCGUAGUCAGCACUAGCAAAAUCAGUCCCGAGACGGAGCGCGCCAGCCGCGAGUCAUUCUGGUUCCGCCAUCACAUGCUGCAAUUCGUGCGCGGGAGCUGGACCGAAGAAGGAAGCGGCCGCCACGGCGAGAUAGAACUGCGCGGCCUGCGGCUCAACUUGCGCAUGGUUGAAGCGAUCAGGCUGGACGACGUGGCGAUUGAGAUGCGCCUGACGCGCGACGGAGACGAAGAUGGAGACGGAGAUGAAGAUGCCCAAAGUCUCCAAGUGGCGCAACUCACGCACCACACCUUCAGCGCCCCAACCGACACCUUCCUGCGCCUCGUCACCACAGUCCGGAACCGCAGUCUUACUCCCAUCGCGCCCAUUCUGCGUCUGCAGCCCUACCUCGCAGGGCUGCCGCACAACCUCGCGCUCGACCUGGACAAGCGACUAUCCUGGACCGGCGUGCUGCAAGCCAAGCUGCCUCCGAUACGCGCGGGCGGGGUGGUCGAGUCUGAGCUGGGGCUUGUGGCGCUGUGUGCGGGCACGUUUGAGGUCGGGGCUACGAUUGAUGAGGCUGAGAUUGUGGAGCAUGGCGUGGGGGCUAGGGGGGAGGGCGCGAGGCCUAGGAGUAAUACGCAGAUGCUGUUGCAGGGGGGUGAUGUGUUGGGGGAGCCGAAGUUGAGGAGUUGGCAUGCGAGGGAGCCGUGUGUUAUUAUUGCGAGGCGAGGAGUGUGAGGGGUGUGUAGAGGAUGUUGUCAAUUGAGAAAUAAAUGUGGUAGUAGAUAUCCAUGGAUUUCUAUGAUGCUACUUUAGUGUUGGACGGACUACUAAACUGAGACAUGACCGGCAAUGGUUGCGCGCUUAUGCUACGUCAAGCUGAUCUGCAACAAUCAGUGGAUAUGUAAGUUAUUAAGCCGGUGGGCUCCAACGGUCGCGAAUCCGAAGUGCCAGCUGCUUCAAACCGAUGCGAAU